Messenger RNA from Closterium sp. Yama58-4, 5223 nucleotides. The record is from the annotation of a GenBank genome assembly. NCBI's taxonomy places the organism in Eukaryota, Viridiplantae, Streptophyta, Zygnematophyceae, Desmidiales, Closteriaceae.
AUGGCUGCGAUCGCUCCGCAUUUCCUGUCGCUCAAGUCUAGUGCGGGAUCCCUUCGUCGGUCUGCGAAAUCCCUUCAGCCAGCUCAAAAGAUCGCGCAGGCGUCGCAACAACCGACGCGACGUCGCCUGGCGUUCGCACGGGUUGCAGCGCCGGAACCCGAACCACCCAGAUCCCGAACCGUCGCGCAAACCUCCACCCCGUCGACCAGCACCGCCGCGGCGCCUUUAUCUCCGUCUCCGUCUCCGGCGCUUCGCGAACCUCCCGUUGAGAAGCGGUUAUUCGAGCACGUGAUCGAGGCGCAGCAGUUCAACCGCGAUUUGCUGUCGGAGAUCUUCGAGGUGGCGGACGAGAUGCAGCAGAUCCUCGAGGCGCGCGGCGGCGCGGGGUGUUCGAACAUGCUGCGCGGGUACCUCAUGGCGACGCUGUUCUACGAGCCAUCGACGCGCACGCGGCUGUCGUUCGAAUCCGCCAUGAAGCGGCUCGGCGGCGAGGUGCUGACGACGGAGAAUGCGCGCGAAUUCUCGUCCGCCGCCAAGGGGGAGAGCCUUGCGGACUCCAUCCGCACGGUGGAGGCGUACGCGGACGUGAUCGUGCUGCGGCACUACGAGGAAGGCGCGGCGAAGCUGGCGUCGCAAGUGGCGUCCGUGCCCAUCGUCAACGCGGGCGAUGGGCCCGGCCAGCACCCCACGCAGUCGCUGUUGGACAUGUACACGAUUCAGCGAGAGGUGGGGCGGCUGGACAACAUCCGAGUGGGGCUGGUGGGCGACCUGGCCAAUGGCAGGACGGCGCGCUCCCUGGCGUACCUGCUCGCCAAGUUCCGCAACAACAAGAUCAUCUUUGUCGCCCCGCCCGUCGUCCGCAUGAAGGACGACAUAAAGGAGUAUCUGACAGCACGGGGCGUGGAGUGGGAGGAAUCAGCAGACCUCAUGGACGUGGCGGCACAGUGCGAUGUGGUGUACCAGACGCGCAUUCAGAAGGAGCGGUUCGGCGGGCGCAUGGACGAGUACGAGGCGGCACGUGGCAAGUACAUUGUGGACCGGCGCGUGAUGAACGCGCUCGGGAAGGAUGCCAUUGUCAUGCAUCCGCUGCCCCGACUCGAUGAGAUUACAACGGAUGUGGAUUCGGAUCCAAGGGACCUAGACAUCUCCAGCUUCGCGAACGCGAACGAUUUUGGCGACGCCGCCAGACCUAAUUUCGGGAACGUGGGACUAGCUAGCUUCCACAACGCCACUGUCAAUCCAUUCGGCCAUCCUGAUGACGUGGCAGCGCAUUUCGGCAAUGCCGACCUGGCCGGUGGUGACUCGGAUGGGUCAUUGGUCCCGUGGGAUCCUGACGUGGAUGACGUGGAUCAGACAUUCUAUCCGUUCGUCAUCGAGCCUAGAAGACCACCUCCCGGCGUGCCCUUCGACCCCGCCGGUGCGCCCAGGCCCAGCAACGAGGAGUUCCGCUUGCAAGUGCUCCGCCGCUUCGCCAUCCUCGACACCGAGCCGAAUUCCCGGUUUGACAGAAUCACAGCACUAGCAGCACAAAUUUUUAAGUGCCCCAUCUCACUGGUAGCGUUUGUUGAGGACGACCGUCAGUGGUUCAAGUCGACGUUCGGGCUGCCAGGCGUGUGUGAGACGGACAGGGAGUCGUCCUUUUGUGCCUACAUGCUGCUGCCCAAUCGCAACCCGUGUCUGGUGGUGAAGGACGCGUUGGAGGACAGUCGCUUCGUGCACAAUAAGCUCGUGGUGGGCCCGCCAUACAUCCGCUUCUAUGCGGGGGCGCCAGUCACCACCAGCGGGGGCUUCGUUCUCGGCUCGCUCUGUGUGAUUGACACCGUGCCACACCCCGAGUUCUCGCCCGAGCAAGAGAGCCUCCUCGUUGCCCUCGCCUCCCUCGUCACUCUCGAGAUGGACAAGCACAGCCAGGAGAUAGAGGCGCAGCGCGUGCAGGCAGACAAGUUCGAGGAGGACAAGCGCGGGCUGCUGCUCGCCAUAGACGCCUUCAGCGAGGGGCUGGUCUUAGUGGACGUGUCGCAGCCGAGGCAGCCGGUGGUGUUUGUGAAUGAGGGGUGGGAGGAGAUCACUGGCUACUCCAUCGAGCACGUCGUCGGGCUGCACUGCGGCUCCAUCCUGCAGGGCCCCGGGUCUAACAUGACCGCUGUUGAGACCAUGAGAAAGGCUGUUGAGACCGGCGGGUCUGCGUCGGUGGAGCUGAUGAAUUAUAAGAGAGAUGGCACGCCGUUUUGGAACUGGCUGCGCAUUCAUCCCGUGCCGCCAGGGUCGUCGUUCCUGCCCACGGACAAGAACCAGAGGUACUACUUUGGCAUUCUGUCUGACUGCACGGCGCGCAAGGAGAACGAGUGGCAGCUCGAGAGCAUGCGCAUGGCGGAGGUGGAGAGGGAGGCGAGCAUGCGAGCCAAGAGGCAGUUCGUGGCGAACAUAAGCCACGAGAUCCGCACGCCCAUGAACGCCGUGCUGGCGUGCGCGCAGCUGCUGCAGGACGCGCCCAACCUCACGCAAGACCAGGUGGAGCUCGUUCACAUGAUCUCAGGGGCGGGACAGCAGCUGCUGUCACUCAUCACCGACAUUCUCGACUUCUCCAAGCUGGACGCGGGGAAGAUGGAGAUGCACGAGAGGGAGGUGAGCCUGUGGGCGUGCCUUGACUUCUGCAUGGAGCUGCUCGUCCUCAAGUCGCAGCGCAAGGGCCUCGACCUCUCCUACAACGUCGACCCCUCUGUGCCGCAGUGGAUAUGGGCGGACGAGGUGAGGCUGAGGCAGAUCCUCACCAACCUGCUGUCCAACGCGGCCAAGUUCACGGACGAGGGCGGCCAGGUCGAGGUCUCCGUCUCCGCCACUCUGCUCCCCGACCCCGAGCGGGAGGAGGGGGAGCAGCAGCAGGGGGAGGAGGAGCCAUGGCGCGUGCUGCCGUGGUUUGAGAUCCAGUUCUCAGUGCGCGACACCGGCAUCGGCAUGCCGCCUGAAUUCGCCUCCGUCAUCUUUGAGGCGUUCACGCAGUGUGACAACUCACGAACGAGGCGCUACGAGGGCACGGGGCUGGGGAUGGCGAUCGCCAAGGACCUGUCGGAGCGCAUGGGGGGCCGCAUCUGGGUGGACACGGAGCUGGGCAUGGGCUCCACCUUCCACUUCACCAUCCACGCGCACGGCACCAUGCUCCAAGCCUCCAACAUGCUGCCCUCACUGCUCGCCAAUCAGGCAUCCGAGAGCGAUAAACCCUCCCACACACCCUUCCCCCUCCCUCCCGACUCCACCCCAACCCUGUCGCCCCUACACACGCUCUUCCUCACUCCUCCCAUCACCCCUCUCACGGGCAAGCGGGCACUGCUAGUGGGAGUGCCGCAGACAUUCCACCGCAUGUUAGGGUCCAUGUUAGCCGCGUGGGGGGUGUCGUGCACUGCUGUGCGCACCGUGGACGCGUUCUGGGAUCAGUGGACGGGUGAGGAGGGCGGGCUGGGGCGUGCCGCUGGGUGUAGUGAGAAGGAGCAGCAGAAGAGCCUGCUCAAGGUGUACCGGUCGGGUAGUUGGAGCGAUUUGCCGCUGUUUGGGUGGGCGGAUGACGAGGGUGAUGGGGAGAGUGAGGGGGGGAAGAAGCGAGCGGAGGGGAGAGGUGAUGGGGGGGAGAGGGUGAAGGGGUAUCCCAGGGCUAUGAGCACUCCCAGAGGGGUGUUUUCAGGGAGGGCGGACGGAGCAGGGUCGUCUGAACAAGAACGCACUGAUGAUGACGAUGACGAGGAGGGGGAUGGUGAUGGUGAUGGUGGUGAUGGUGGUGAUGGUGGUGAUGAUGGUGGGAAUGAGGGGGAGGAAGGAGUGGGGGAUGGGAAGCAGGAAGGGGAGGAAGGGGAAAGGGGGAGAGGGGAGGGGAAGGAGCGGAGGAAGCGGGGCGGAGAAGAGCUGUCGUUUCUGGCGCGGGUGCAGGCGAGGCAAGGGCAGCGCUUUGAUGUGGUGCUUGUAGACGGACCAGCAGUCACGAGCAGCAGAGGGUCUGGCGGGCAAGGGAGGUAUGGGGGAGCGUUGGCAUCAGCGCUGGCAGCGCAGCACGAGCAGGAGCGUGCGCUGCUGAUGAUGCAUCUGGGGUGUGCGUGUGCCGCCAUGGUGCCCACCUUCCUCUUCCUCUCCAAACACUCCAAGCGCCAGCUGCCCUUCGACCCCGCACUGCUGCGCAAGGUGGCGGUGCUGUCGCGGCCAGUGAGGGUGAACCAGCUGUACAAGCACCUCAUAGAGUACCUCGCCCCCUCCGCCCUCGCCAGCGUCCCUGCCGUCCCCGACUCCCCCCGCUACGAGACCCCCGCCUUCUUCGACGAGCCCUUGGACCUGCGGCCAGCGCCAUCAGCAGUGUCGCCGUCACCGGCACCGGCAGGGCUGUCGGGCAUCUCGGUGCCGUCCUCCUUCACUGGCUGCUCCUCCGCCCCCCUCGCCUCCCUGCCCGCCUCCAUCCCCACCUCCGUCUCCACCACAGGUCCGGCAGCAGGGUCGGACCCAGAGGAGGUGGCGAAGGCGGUGGCGCGGGACGUGGCAGCGCUGCGGGUGGCGGUGGUGAAGGAGCCCAUGCCGCUGGGCGUGGUGCGCGCAGAGCGCUCCAGCCCGCGCCCGGGGGACCUGCAGGUGCUCAUCGCCGAGGACAACAUCGUCAACCAGCGUGUGCUGCUGAAGCUGCUGAACGGCAUCGGGGUGAGGUCAUGCUACACUGCAAUCAAUGGACUCGAGGUGAUGCAGCGGCUGCGGCAGGUGACGGUGGAUCUGGUGCUCAUGGACGUGCAGAUGCCCGAGAUGGACGGCCUCACUGCCACCGCCUGCCUCAGAAGGGAGCUGCCGCCAGAGCAGCAGCCAGUGGUGGCAGCGCUCACAGCGGAUGUGGGAUCGGGAAUAGAGUCCGAAUCCGGUGUCAUGGAGGGUUCCUCGUCUCGGGAGGGAGGCAUUCAGCUCCUGUUAGCUGCAGAGCAAGAAGCGCAGAAGGUCGUAGCUGCAGCUCGUGCAGCCAAAACUGCUAGGUUGAGGCAAGCGAAGGAGGAAGCGGAGAGGGAAGCCGCUGCUUACCGCGCUCAACGCGAGGAGGAGUAUAGGAAGAAAAAGGCCGGGACGUCAGGCGACUCGGAAGCGACCGUGAAGCGGCUGGAAGUGCAAACAAGGCAGAAGAUUGAUCAGCUGACUAAGGAAGCGGGCAAUGUGUCGAAAGAUGUUACUGCAAUGCUCCUUGAUCUUGUGACAACAGUGAAGCAUUAA